Molecule: messenger RNA, 1240 nt
Organism: Hypoxylon trugodes
Lineage: Eukaryota; Fungi; Ascomycota; Sordariomycetes; Xylariales; Hypoxylaceae
Exons: 2
Coding region: 443-1240 (265 amino acids)
Source: RefSeq, a predicted model, not a curated record
AAUAUACCUGCUUUUGUUAUAUACGAUCUAUCACAUUUAGUAUAACCGAGUCAUUCGUCUAGCACUGUAAAAGUUAAGGACUUUACUAUUAAUUAGAUAUAUGGAUGGGCUUAUAAGCAAUUAUGAAGAAUAUAUAGGCAUAGUCUAUUUACCUAUUCCAAUAAAGAUAAAUCAUUGGGCAAAAAACUAUGAGAGAGCCUCAACUGAUGGCGGACGAACAUUCUACUUUUCAGCAACCAAAUCACUCCCCUGACGUUUCCCCUCAAAUCAUACAAGAUCGUGUAUCCAAUUGGACCAAAACCGGUAACCCAUAUUCAAAGGCAGAUCAAAUGAUGAAUACCAAAUCCGAUAUGAUGUCUGGCUUAAGGCCAAUUUCAUUAAACCCUACAUACCUAUCGACACGGACGAAGCCCCUGAUUGGGUCCGCGAGCUUACCCAGCAAAUGCGGGUCUCCCGCAAAGACAAAGAAGGCUAUGGUCAAAAACAAGAGGAUUAUGAAGCUUUUAAGAAGUUGAUCCAACACGGGCGAAUCGAGACCGACAAAAUGGUGGCAGGGCUGCCACUCACGUGGAGAGACGUUUUAGACAAGUUUAGCAUACAGUAUGAGAGCGAAUAUACGAAGGAUUUCUUAAAUCUUUUCCCAAAUCCAACAAAAUUACUCAACCCAGUGUCAUAUAGGCGUUAUGGAUAUCGCGACGGCAUCCUACCUCACUUCAAGAACUAUAAACAUUGGGAUGCUCUUCGAAUGGACAACCUAUAUUCGACGCGAGGUGGCGGUACUUUUUGGGACGCGCAACGACAAUGCCUCGUUUCCUGCGCAAUAGCAUUACAAGCUACUCACAAUGCAAUCUCCGACUACAAAGAGGCCGCUGUUUUUGGCGUGGUUAUGGAUGAAAGAAGUGUAGAGUUCUAUGUUGCAUGGAGACAGCAUAAUGCAGAUUUCGAUGAAGAUGUUUUCCAUAUGGCCAUGUUUUGGGUGAUUGGGGUGACUGAUAUGAUUGAUACCAAAGAUGGUCAUGACAAGCCAGGGUUUUUUGAAUGCAGUGAUGUGUUGCUCAACAUCCACGAGUGGGCAUCAGCCGAAAAGAACCCAACGGACAGGAAGAGAUUCAUUCGAGAUCGGCUUGUGGAGGAAUUCGCAAAAGAAGAGCCGCAUGCAAGACUAACUGCUAAACCUACGAUCGUCAUCAGAGCUUUGGACUUGAAUGAUGAAUCGGGAGAUGACAGCAGUUGUACCUAG